This is a messenger RNA of Penaeus indicus, 1587 nucleotides long. Its product is annotated as carotenoid-cleaving dioxygenase, mitochondrial-like. The transcript is spliced from 3 exons. Gene Ontology annotation, biological process: carotene catabolic process; retinal metabolic process. The record is from RefSeq and is a predicted model, not a curated record. Gene Ontology annotation, molecular function: carotenoid dioxygenase activity; beta-carotene 15,15'-dioxygenase activity. Bases 1 to 1587 code for a protein of 528 amino acids. NCBI's taxonomy places the organism in Eukaryota, Metazoa, Arthropoda, Malacostraca, Decapoda, Penaeidae.
AUGGCAACACAAGAGGCACCUUGUGUGUGGACAAGACACUGUCAGCAGGAGACGGCUGACCCUGUAGAAGGACAAGUGACGGGUACACUGCCUAAAUGGUUAGAAGGUCGCGUCACCAGGAACGGUCCAGGGAAGCUCCAGGUGGGGGACACUCCCUACAGACACCUCUUCGAUGCCCUGGCCAUGCUACAUCAGUUCCAUAUCGCCAACAGCCGCGUCACCUACCGAUCCCGCUUCCUCAAGAGUGAUUCCUUCAAGAAGAACAUGACCGCAAACCGCAUAGUGGUGACGGAGUUCGGAACAGCAGCUUACCCAGACCCCUGCAUGACGCUUUUCAAGAGGUUCAAAAACACAUUCACUGUCCCAACUACCAAGAAAAUGACCGAUAAUUGCCUCGUCAACGUGUGCCAGGUCAGGGACGAGAUGUUUGCCCUGACGGAGACUUGUUAUAUUCACAAGGUCGACCCCGAGAAUUUGGAAACACUUGGAGACAAGAUUAUGUUGACCAAAUACGUGGCUGUGAACAUGGCAACAGCGCAUCCACACAUAGAGGACGGCACAGUGUACAACAUGGGUUCCUCUUUUAGUUCAGCGAAAGGACCGUGCUACAAUGUGAUCAAAAUGUCCGAAGGUAGCCUGGAGAGAGCCAAGGUGGUUGCUUCGAUAUCCUGCCAGUGGAGGCUAUACCCCAGUUACUACCACAGUUUCGCAAUGACAGAGCGUUAUUGGGUGCUUGUGGAACAACCGUUGGUCAUGAGCGCGUGUAAGCUCGUCAAGGGAGCCUUUGCCAACCGCCCUCCGUUCGACGCCCUCAAGUGGCUUCCCGAAAAGAAAGUGAAAUUCCGCGUAAUUGAACGAGCCACAGGGAAUCUCGUGCAGACACUGUACACGGCCGAUGCCUUCGUCACGUUCCACCACGUAAACGCCUGGGAGAGCCAAGGUCAUCUAGUGUUGGAUUUAUGUGCUACAGACGACGGCGAGGUUGUCAAGAUGCUCUGUAUCAGUAACUUGGAGAAGAAUCCGAGCGACACCUCGAGAAUCUUGUUCCGCUCAUACCUAAGACGGUAUGUAUUACCCAUGGCGGGCGUAUCCAAGGCAACUCCUGGAGAGAAUUUGGCCAAGCUCGAAGGCUUCGCUUGCAAGGCCACGAAGCAGGAGGACGGUUCGGUCCACUGCACAUACCAUAGCCUCUACAGUGAAUUUUUCGAUAUGCCUCGAAUAAACUACAAGAUGAACGGCAAGCCCUACCGGUAUGCUUACGGUGUCAGCACUAAAGGCAACGACCUGAUUUUCGAGAUGCUGAUUAAAGUCGACGUUAUGACAGGUCAGACGUGGAAAUUCGCGUCCGAGAACUUCGUGGUGGCUGAGCCGAUUUUCGUCGAGGUCCCGGACGCGACGGACGAAGAUCACGGCGUGAUCCUGUCAACGCUGCUGCGCAAAAAUGACCCUCGCUACGUGGCGCUGCUCGUGCUCAGCGCUCGCGACAUGUCCGAAAUAGCGAGAGCAGAAUUCGAAGCCAACGACGUCGUCACCUCGACGUUCCACGGGCAGUUCGUCGCCGCCCACGAAAGCAGUCAUACCUACUGA